AUGUUUCGGAAUCAUGCCCAAAGAACAGAGACAAUGAAUAUCGCUAAUCUUAUCAAUCCCGUUGAUGAAACGCCGGCCUGGGAGCCGAAAUGUGAGCUGAGGUCGGAGCCGAAUGCAACCCCUCCUGCGGUUACACCAGCAGCAGAUCCUGCAGCACCACCACCACCACCACCAACAGCACCCACAGCACCAACAGCACCCACCGUCGCCCCCACCGCCGCGGAACCAGAACCAGACCCAAAGCCAGCAGAAACCGAGUCAACCAACACAAAAAGAAAGACGCCUCCUUCCUCCACGCAGCCAAAAGCAACCCCCAAACGCGCCAAAACACCUGGCGAUCUCUCGAGAGAAUGGCAGAGGCAGUAUUUUCAGGGUGCUCCCCUGUCCGAGUUCAAGGGGAUAACAUCUGGUGAGCUGUUGUUGGGAACAACGGGAUAUGUUGCCUCGCAAGCACCCAUCCAAGGGCAGAUGAUGGUCGAGAUUAUCGCUGCGGCACCUGACCAACCGCUUGGUGGUGCGGUUAGGCUGAGGGCCUUACCGGAGGGGGUCCGGCCUGGAGAGGAAGAGAUGAUGGGGGAGUUGGGACAGGCGCAGGAUGUAUUUUUGUUUCCGCUGAGGCAUGUUGAGGACAUCAUCAUCACACGUGGUAAAGCCAUACAGAGAGAAGCAUGGAAUAUCCUCAUCGUUCCAUCGCAGGCGGUUGGGGCACAGCCAUUAAGGUGGUCUCUUCCCGAGAUUGUCUCGUUUAGUUGGACGGGCAACUUGAUGGGGAGGGAGAAGGCCAACUUGAGGCUAGGUGGGAGGGCGGCGAAGACUGUUGAGGAGGCGAGUAAAGAUAAGAAGGUGCUCAAUGCUUUGUUGUGUGUGGAUGUUCUGGAGGAGGCGCUGAAUGAGGCCUUGGAGCCGUACCGGAAGAGGGUGCAGAAGGUGGACUUGAUUGAUGAGUUUACCAAGUCUUUGAGGGCGGAUGUUCAGGCUACGUUGAGUUCUGCUCCGGAGCUAAAGGGGAAGCCCUGUGGCAACAUCCAUGUUUACCCGGCCGGAAUCCUUUUCAAAUCCAAGUCCAGGAUUCUGUACAUGCCCUUCGGUAUCAUUGAAUGCGUCACAUUGACAGUAGCGUUCUGCUUGAACCAAAAACGGCUGGCAGGUCUGUCCAUGGGUGUGCAAGUCAAGAAGGGACAGCGAGAGCGCGAGGCUGAUGAGGCUGAGGCGAAGCGUUGGGAGCGCGAAACUGUUGGCAUUUACUUCAAGAAGAUUGAACUGAGGUGUGUCCGAACGCUGAAGCGAUGGCUUGAGGAGGCGGGAGUUCGCAAGUUGGAGCUAGAGAAGGAGUCAUACUACGACUAUGCAAAGGGUUCGAUCACGGGGGAAUGUGUACCGUAUGUCCUGCCACCCCCUACUGCUAAGCCUUCGCCUCCAGGUGGUGCGCGAGAGGUGGCCAAGGAGCAACCAUGAAGAUCCAGGACCGAUUAUCAGCUAGACUAGGACGAUAUCUCGCGAUGGCUCAGUGCUUAGUCUGUCAAGCUCGCCAAGCCCAUGAAAAUAUGCGCCCCCAACUAGCACAUAACUUCCCUCGCCUUUCCCACUGUCCCGGACGAUCAACGCAGUAGCAUUGCCAUCCAGCACGACCACCUGAUCACCAACAAUAACCUUCUCGGGGGCUACCCCACAAAACCCUUCUUCAGUUAUGCAAAACCGCGUCCCCGCUGUCGCCCUGUUCGAUCUGUCCCUGAAGAAGAAGAAUGCCCGAAGCGGCUCCAGACGCGGCAUAAUAACUGUCUCUCCUCCCCCCAGCUUAUCCCUCAUGGGCAAUGCUCUGGAGAGGGACGAGAGUUGGCCGAGGAACACCUCGAAGCCCUUCUUCAGACGCGGCAAGUCGUCCGUGUCGAAAGCCAGCGACCUUUUCCGAAUGAACAACUCAAAAAUUAUUUCCAUUGGAUUUACUUCUGGCAAAGUAUCCCUAAUCAUAAUGGUUGCCUUGACAGUAGCGACAAUCCAGUCCAUCCAGUCCUGUGAAGGGGAAACUGGAAACAUUCGCUCGCUGGUUGCUUUGAUCGUAUCCACUACAACACCUCGUGCACAGAGUUUGGUAUCGUCGAGGACACGCAUACUGGCUGUUCUUGCAGGUCCUGCUUGAGCUGUGAAGACCAUGCGUGCUCCUGGGUUAACUGAAGGCGAUGUGUCGGCCCAGUUCUGUUGGAUUGUGGUCAGCUUCAACCCAGCAAAGCACAAUAUGCAAGAUAUAUAUGAUGUCUCUCACCGGAACCCAUGUGGGCAAUUCAGGAUCCCGGUCCGCAGAACCAGAUAUCCCAGAGCAGCGAAGCAGUUCUUCAGCGUACCCUUUCUCAAUCAACAAGCGGGCAAACCUCGUGAAGACCUUGAUAUGGGUCUCACUCGGCUCGUAGCUAACAUGUCCCAUAUACUCUUGCCCAUCUUUUGCCAAACCGAUCAACGCAUACACCUUAUCGCGGAGAUCUGUCGCCAUGAAGAAUUGGCCGGCCAGAACGAUGAGCUCGGCCAAAGCAGCCGGGCACUUCUUCCAUAUCACCCUCUUCUCAAACAUCAGCCAGGCCCGCUUCAGCCCUCUGUGGGGCUGACCACUGUCAGCCAAUUCCUCCCCUCGACGCUGCAUGUAUGCGCGGUUGUCAACUUCGCUAUACUCCCUGAUAGCGUAGCAUGCAACGAUAACAGCACUUGCAUCCAAACGCGCGUCCCCAAAAUGGAACCUGACCUUCUUGGCGGAGAGGAACUCUUGCAGAAUCCAAAUCCUCUGAAAGUACGGAGAUGCAAAAAACCGGCGCCAUGACACCCAGAGAGGACUAUCGACGGUCGGCAGUCCAAAUCUUUCAAGGAACUUGGUAGGGCCUGGGUCGGCAAUGCCGAGUUGUUGGAGUUGCAGUUCCAGGUCGUCUGUUUGGGGAACGACCUUAAAAGUAUGGUCCUCGCCAUCCUCGCCAUCCUCACCAUCAUCGCCAUCCUCAUCAUCCUCAUCAUCCUGACUAUCCCCCCCCUCCAUCUCCGCCCUCAACAACCUCUCCGCCCUGCAAACCCUCCCCACCAACUCCACCACCCUCCCCCCAUCCCCCUUUUCUAGCGGCACAAACGCAAUCACCCUCUUCGCCUGCUCAUAAACCCUCCUCAUCAACCCAAUCUGCACCCUCUUCUCCUCGCAAUCACUUUGGUCAAUACACAACGCGUCAACCCACAACCUUUUCCCCGCAUGCAACUUCCUCACCGCCCUCAAAGCAGCGUAUAAGUUCCUCGUGACCGGGACUUGUCUCCCGUCUAGAUUUAUGUAGACUGGAUCUGACGGGUCACCCCAGACGUAGGAGAGGGCGGAGUACCGCUGGAAGGGGUGCAUUUUUCUGGGUUGAGUUGGGGUGGUGUCGGUCCAG
Podospora pseudocomata is the source of this 3395-nucleotide messenger RNA. RefSeq lists its product as uncharacterized. The coding region runs from base 1 to 1455 and encodes 484 amino acids. NCBI's taxonomy places the organism in Eukaryota, Fungi, Ascomycota, Sordariomycetes, Sordariales, Podosporaceae. The transcript has 4 exons. The record is from RefSeq and is a predicted model, not a curated record.